AUGCUCGACCAUUGUUCGAUAUCACAUAAAGGAGGAAUUGUCUUAUGGUCACGGUCGUUUACUCCGGAGGCUUCUCACAUCGCAUCUUCCGCGGCUUCUCCGGUCAACUCACUCAUCAGGGAGGGUUUGAUUGAAAGUAGAACCACUGGCGAGAAAUACGAAAAGGACGGGUAUGCAGUGAAAUGGACUUUCGUCAAUGAUCUAGAGUUGAUAUUCGUCGUCGCGUAUCAACGGAUCCUUCAACUCUCCUAUGUUGAUGAGCUGCUGGCUGCACUAAAGGCUAUCUUUGUCAAACUAUUCCAACCAUUCCUGACUACAUUCGUAGCGUCAUUGCAUGCUGAUAGUAGGGGCAAAGGGUCUGCUGCGGGUCUUGUUACAUCCUUGAACCUAGCUUCUGCAUUUGAAGGUUGGGACACAUACUUUGAAGCGCUUCUCAAGAAACUAGAAGACAAAGCCGCUCAGGAGCGCCAGUCGAGGUUGCGAGGUCCUAUUCAUACGCAACCGGUUCUAGAGUCUCCCCCCCUCUCGGACGACCAAAGCACGGAGCCUUCACAAUCGGAAGAUGCUACACAGGACGAACGACAAAUUGCUCGAAACGUUCAAGCCCUCAAAUCUCGUUUACGAGGUCGCGGAGGCAGAAGGGGUGGAAGGCCAAGCAUGCGGUCUGUGGAGUCUGGAAGCGGCAGAGAUAGCGUCAAUCAUUCAGAGUGCACCACCCCCAAACGUAAAACUACGAAGAAAGCUGGUCGCAAAUGGGGAGACGAAGCUCCGACCGAAGCAGACAUGGAUUCCCUGGAUUACAGCGCUGAGAAAGCCGACGUGAAUGGUCUGAGUUCCUCAAAAAAUAUACAAUCACUUCUCGAUGAAGCCUCCAUGGGCUCUCGCAACAAAGAUGGGCUCUACGAAGUAAAGGAUUGGGAAUUCGAGGUCGACAAUACUGUUUCCGCCGCCCUCAAAACGGCAGAAGUAGAAACAAUGUCGACAAACUCCGGCACUGUGGGAACUCUAGGCUCCCUCUUCUCCAGACUAACUGGAUCGAAGACUCUCACCGAGCAGGACCUUAAGCCUGUAUUAGAAGCGAUGAAACAACAUCUCAUGAAGAAGAAUGUUGCGAAGGAGAUUGCAGAUAAGGUAUGCGAAGGAGUAGGUGAAAGUUUAAUCGGAAAAAAGGUUGGAGGUUUUCAAACGACUAACAAUGCUGUUCGAAUGGCGCUUUCCACAUCCAUAACAAGAAUUUUGACGCCUAAAACCUCGACGGACCUACUGUUAUCCAUUCGAACCAAGCUAUCUUCACCUCUCACAUCGACACAGCAGCGUAUACCAUACUCGAUGACGUUUGUCGGUGUUAAUGGAGUAGGCAAGAGCACUAACUUGUCUAAAGUGUGCUUUUGGCUCAUUCAGAAUGGCCUCCGAGUCCUCAUCGCCGCGUGCGAUACAUUCAGGAGCGGCGCUGUUGAGCAGCUUCGGGUACAUGUCCGUAAUCUGAGUGUGUUAGGCUUAGAUGGUGCUGCUGAUAGUAAAGGUCGAGUGGAGCUUUUCGAGCGCGGUUACGGAAAGGACGCCGCGGGUAUUGCUAAGGAAGCCAUCUCCUACGCUCGCGACAACAAUUUCGACGUUGUGCUGAUUGAUACUGCUGGUCGUAUGCAAGACAACGAGCCCCUCAUGCGUGCUUUAGCCAAACUUGUGACAGUGAACAAUCCCGACAAAAUCAUCUUUGUUGGUGAAGCUCUCGUUGGAAACGAAGCUGUUGAUCAACUCAAAAAAUUCGACCGUGCGAUGCGCGAUUUUUCUUCUGGAAGUGGUUCUGGGAAGGAAAGAGGAAUAGAUGGGAUGUUGGUUACCAAGUGGGAUACUGUAGAUGACAAGGUCGGUGCCGCUCUGUCAAUGACCUACGUUACUGGACAGCCAAUCAUAUUCGUUGGCUGUGGCCAGACUUAUACUGACCUACGACAACUAAGGGUCUCCAACGUUGUACAAGCUAUUCUUAGCGAUUAG
This is a messenger RNA of Lentinula edodes (shiitake mushroom), 1995 nucleotides long. Its product is annotated as signal recognition particle binding protein. Bases 1 to 1995 code for a protein of 664 amino acids. Gene Ontology annotation, biological process: SRP-dependent cotranslational protein targeting to membrane. Gene Ontology annotation, molecular function: GTPase activity; signal recognition particle binding; GTP binding. The transcript has 12 exons. NCBI's taxonomy places the organism in Eukaryota, Fungi, Basidiomycota, Agaricomycetes, Agaricales, Omphalotaceae. The record is from RefSeq and is a predicted model, not a curated record. Gene Ontology annotation, cellular component: endoplasmic reticulum membrane; signal recognition particle receptor complex.